Messenger RNA from Helianthus annuus (common sunflower), 1397 nucleotides. RefSeq names its product F-box protein At1g67340. The record is from RefSeq and is a predicted model, not a curated record. NCBI's taxonomy places the organism in Eukaryota, Viridiplantae, Streptophyta, Magnoliopsida, Asterales, Asteraceae. Gene Ontology annotation, molecular function: protein binding. The transcript is spliced from 3 exons. The coding region runs from base 31 to 1077 and encodes 348 amino acids.
CGUCAAUGCCCAUCACUUUCUUUCACUGAAAUGAAAACACGACGGGGAAACAUGUAUCCGGCUGCCGGAGCUCCGAUGACAAGCAGCCGGAAAAGGGUAAAACGGUCAUUUAUUCGUAAUAAUUCCUUUAAUGUGCUACCGGAUGACAUCGUGUUAUCGAUUCUUGUAAGAGUUAGCUCCACUGCUGAUUCUCCGGCUGAUUUUAUCUCCGCUUUAUUAACAUGCAGAAGAUUCAAUUGUUUGGGGCUUAACCCGCUUGUUUUAUCCAAAGCUUCAGCAGAAACUUUCGCUGUAAAAGCUGAGAAAUGGUCACCGUCUGCUCACCGGUUUUUUCAACGGUGUUCGGAUGCCGGAAAUGUAGAAGCUGCUUACACACUAGGCAUGAUUCAGUUCUACUGUUUCCAAAACAGAAGAAACGGAGCGGCUCUAAUGGCGAAAGCCGCGAUUAGAUCACACGCUCCAUCACUGUACUCGCUCGCUAUAAUUCAGUUCAACGGUAGUGGAGGUACAAAGAACGUGAAAGACCUUAUAGGUGGAGUCACGCUCUGUGCACGUGCAGCUUUUCUCGGCCACAUUGACGCUCUACGGGAGCUAGGACACUGUCUUAAAGACGGUUACGGUAUCGGUAAAAAUAUUACCGAAGGCCAGCGGUUUUUAAUCGAAGCUAACGCACGUGAACUUGCGUCAGUUUGUUCGAUACGGUCACCGGAACUUAUGUCCGGUGACCGGGUGAAUUUGCAACCGUUUUUACGGGGUGGAAAUGCAAACUCUGCAGCUAUUUGUUCUCAACUGAUUAGUGAUUUCGGAAUUAGUUUACCGUCUAUAAAAUCUCAUCCGUCUAACCGGUUUCUCACCGGUUGGUUUGGUAACCGGGUACCGGAUCCGUUAUUGCGGGUUUGUUCUUAUCGCGGGUGCGGGCGACCCGAGACCAGGAUGCACGAGUUCCGGCGGUGUUCGGUGUGUGGUGUGAUGAACUAUUGUUCUCGGGGGUGUCAGGCACGUGACUGGACGAUGGGGCAUAAUAAGGAUUGUAGACCGAUGGUGAGGGUUGAGAAUGUUAACGCCGGUGGGAGAUAAAAGUUGGAAGAGUACUGGUGACUAACGGCAGGAGACGGUGGAUGUAACGGAGAGAGAAGGGUUGAAAAAAAAAAGUCAACCUAAAAGGUUCCGGUGAGGGUAGUUAUGGAAUUUGGUAAGGUAGGUUUGCUUUUCCGGUGGCCGGAAUCUUGAGCAAGAAAAAUCUCUUUUAGUUAAAGGGUAGCAAUUUUGUAUCGAGGAUAUAGCUUCCUUUUUGUUUGUCCCUUUUGGCAAACGAUCAUGUAUUAAAAUUUUUACUGUUUUUAUACGAAAACAGUAAUAACUACCAAAUUUGAUACAUUGUUAUUUUAGGAUGAUUA